This is a messenger RNA of Drepanopeziza brunnea f. sp. 'multigermtubi' MB_m1, 1035 nucleotides long. RefSeq lists its product as uncharacterized. The record is from RefSeq and is a predicted model, not a curated record. Gene Ontology annotation, biological process: negative regulation of transcription by RNA polymerase III. NCBI's taxonomy places the organism in Eukaryota, Fungi, Ascomycota, Leotiomycetes, Helotiales, Drepanopezizaceae. Gene Ontology annotation, molecular function: RNA polymerase III core binding. Gene Ontology annotation, cellular component: nucleus.
AUGAAGUUCCUACCCCUUCGCGACUUCGACGAUGUCACGAGCGCGUUGAAUUUCGAUACACCAGAAUGCCACGUCAUUGGCGGAUGCGAUCUUUACACCACCAAAGCCGCAGGCUCGGAUAAGAAACUCUACCGCGAUAUUGAUCGGUCCUUGGAAUCACAGUACCAGUCCCUCGUCCGACUGUCGGCCUCGUUCCCACCAGACGCCCUUGGUUCCUCGCCUUUGAACCUCUCUCGAUCCAGCCCUUUUGGUUCACUGAGUCAGGUCUCUAGCCGCCGGACGUUUGCAUACCUGAUCGCGACGCUCAAUGCGAGUCACCCGGAUUAUGAUUUCUCACACAUCCUCAGGCCCGCCGACUUUAGGAAGGAACGAACCCUGAAGAAUGUCAUCAAUACAAUCGACUCUACCCUUCAUAACUUGAGGCCAAGCUCAGGUAUGAUGACACUCCAAGUCCCAUCGCAGAUUAGCUACACAACAGCCUCUUCGGCCUCCCCAACGAGCCAGGCGUGGGGUCCGCAGAUGUGGUCAUUGAUAGACAAGGAGAUGAACCUCAAGGAAUGCACUGUCUACUGCUGGGCCCCUCCUGAUGAGCCUUUCGACGGCGAAGAAGGUUCUAUUUGGAGUCUGAACUACUUCUUCUUCAACAAGGACUUGAAGCGCGUAGCAUACCUGUAUGUUCGCGGUGUGCCGGUAAUGACUCAUACUCCCCGGCAACGUGUGAUUUCGCCCAAGAGAAGCGCCAGUGGCUAUGAUUCAGGAGCAAACAAGCGGGCUAGCUACUGGCUGGGAGACCGUGCUCUCGAUGUUACUACUACUGAUGCGGACGCAGACGAAGAGGACGAAGAUCUCAACUUGACUAUGUGGAGCAACGGAGAUGAAAUCGACGCAGAUGAGAGUGAUGUUCCUUUUGACGGCGAUGAGUUCUGCGAUAAUUACGAUGACGACGAUGAUGCUGACGAAGAGUAUGAGCCGGAGUGCAAGGGUUUGGUUCGAGGUGUGAGUGAGGACAUUGCCGCUAUGGACAUGCAGCUUUGA